AUGGUCUCAAAAAAUUGUCUGGUUCAGAAGAAUAUCAGUUUCUUGGGGAUAAAAUACGACAUCUUUAUCGACAAAAUCUUUAAACUUAAGCUCGUCGGACGGCCACAAUACAUUAUCGAUUACUGGGAUAGACGCGACGACAUCUUCGCAUUCAAUAAAGUGUAUGUGAAAGCAUUAUAUCCUAAUUGGUAUAUACCAGCAAUAUCCAUCCCCGGAGUAUAUGCCUCCUCUAUCAAGCCUCCUGUAUGGACCUUGAUAUCAUGGAGAAUACUUGUAUUAACUCGUCACACCAUCACCGCGUUUUUAGGGUCCUCGAUUCGAAAAUUGCCAACAUCCAUCACAGAUAAAUACAAGACUGUUGUCUCAAAAGACAUAUUUAUACCAACAACAGAAAAAGCAUUCAUAAAAGAUAUAAGACUUUUAAAUCAAUACAUCAAGACACAUUCUGCAAGACAAUGGAUGCUCCUUAGCGAGGAGUUUACUUCAAAAGCAUAUAUUCCCAAUCAUCCAAUUUCAUUUCCUGUAGAAAAUAUCGUACAAAGAGGAGCUUCUUUGUUGUUAAGAGCUUUUACGUAUAAAAUUCUACCUCGGGAAGAAAUUGCUGAAGUAGAUUCCAGAUUUAAAAACUCUGUUACCAAACUGACAGAAUCAGACAAACUGGUAAGGAAAUAUAUUACGGAAUUAAAUAGCAAGGAUCAGCUCGUAAUCAGUGAAUAUGAUCAUGUACAGUUAAAAAAAGACAUGUUAUACAUUUAUGAAAACACACUUGCUGGAGCCAUUAAACACAGAAACAGAACAUUGGCAUUACAAAUUGAACAAGAAUAUAAUUUAGUUUAA
This is a messenger RNA of Mucor mucedo, 837 nucleotides long. RefSeq lists its product as uncharacterized. The transcript has 4 exons. Bases 1 to 837 code for a protein of 278 amino acids. The record is from RefSeq and is a predicted model, not a curated record. NCBI's taxonomy places the organism in Eukaryota, Fungi, Mucoromycota, Mucoromycetes, Mucorales, Mucoraceae.